Molecule: messenger RNA, 1823 nt
Organism: Rhineura floridana
Lineage: Eukaryota; Metazoa; Chordata; Lepidosauria; Squamata; Rhineuridae
Gene: PLA2G12B
Product: phospholipase A2 group XIIB
Exons: 4
Coding region: 152-763 (203 amino acids)
Biological process (GO): arachidonate secretion; lipid catabolic process; phospholipid metabolic process
Cellular component (GO): extracellular region
Molecular function (GO): A2-type glycerophospholipase activity; calcium ion binding
Source: RefSeq, a predicted model, not a curated record
GAGUGUUUAAAGUCCACCUAAGAGGGGUGUAUACAGGCCAUGCAAAACUUCAAAACAGCUCAUUUAUACCCCCCUCCUCAGUCUCUGACUGCACUUCCUUACAUUUGAUGCGACUUCCCUUGUGUCUGGAUUUGCUUGGCCCACCUUCAGGAUGAAGCUGAUCAGCAGUGCACUGAUUCUGUAUAUGUCUCUGGCCAUGGGGAAAAGCACGGAAGAAACAACCCAAAACAGCGCAGGCCAUCCAUCGGUACUGCCCGAGGAAGUCUCCUUUUCAGACUGGGGUAUUGGGACCAUCCGGGACGGCUUUGAGGCCGUGAAUAAUUAUUUAGACUUUGUCUCUGAGCUGCUAGGGGGGAAGAACGGAGUCUGUCAAUACCGGUGCAGAUAUGGGAAAGCACCAAUGCCUAGACCAAAUUACAAGUCUCCAGAACCCAAUGGCUGCAGCUCCUAUUUCCUGGGUCUCAAGGUACCCGAAAGUCUGGAUAUGGGUAUCCCAGCCAUGACUAAGUGUUGCAACCAGCUGGAUAUAUGUUAUGAUACCUGCGGUGCCAACAAAUACCGCUGCGAUGCCAAGUUUCGCUGGUGUUUGCAGUCGAUCUGCUCCGACCUUAAACGCAGCCUUGGCUUUGUCUCCAAGGUGGAAGCAUGUGAAACAAUAGCUGACACUGUUUUUAGAACCGUCAGGACUCUGGGCUGCCGCCCCUUUAUGAACAGCCAAAGAAGCGCCUGCAUAUGCAAUGAGGAAGAACGAGACGAAUUGUGAGGCAAGCAUCAAGCUGCCUGACAGUGACAGCGCUGGUUUCAUGGGUCCCUUGCUUAGAAGAGGCACCGUCUUCUGCUUCCUAAACAGGUGCGAUUCUUUUUGAUGACAGCAGAGUUAAGUUAGGGAAGCAGUUUAUUGCAAACACCACAAAUGCCUUAAUUGCAGCUUGAAAAGCGGAACUGAUUGAGAAAGGAAUGCGCAGUAGGAGGCUGCCUUGGCCUGACACCCUUGUCGGGUCCAUCAGACAACUUCUAUUGCCUUCCCAGAGCAUCUGUUUGGCUGAAUGACAAACCUCAAUGAAGUUUGACUGUGUUGUUAUGUGUGAGCCUUCCAGACGUAACAAAGAAUACAGAGAAUAUGUGGUGCGAUAUUGGCUAUAGUACAUUUCCGCAGCAAAUACGGGCACAGCAGACCUGCCUUAACUUAUCACCAGACAUUUAAUGCUGCCACAGCUUUUGGUAUAGAGCCAUUCAGAGUUAUGUAAACUGUACCCUAUUGGAAAAAUAUAUGCAGGGAUGCACCAACAGUCCUGGACAACAGACUACUCAACAGCAUACAGAGGGUAGAGACACACUUACUGUUCAGCCAGUUCCAGUGCGUCUCCACCUCUCUCUUCUGAAAACGGGGGCACACGAUACUAGUCAAACCCUGCCCCUUUUCCCUGUAAAACCUGGUGGGAGCAGCUUGAGUGCAUUUUUUUAAAAAUCAGCUUCAAAGAGAUUUUGCAACUGAUCGGCAGAUCAACCCAUUCCCUGUCCAGGUGUGGCUAAUGGAAACGUUUUGCUGUAGGCGACUAGUGUGCUCACAGACAGAAUGGUUGAUUCUGGGGAUUCACCCGAGGACAAUGAAGGAAAGAAUGGCAAGAGCACACUCUGUUAGGUUUGAAAUUGCCGUCAAUUUUAUUUCCAUUAAGCACUGUUCCACUUAAAGAGAAACAACAUAUGUAUUGCCUCAUAACGAGAAAGAAAGGAACAUCGGCUAUUUUGAGAAUAUGAAAAGUUUAUCAUGCAGGCAGUUGUAAAGCUAACUUUUAUUAAAUAACAUCUAUACUUCAAAAUAA